AUGACAACAACACUAGACGUUAGCCAGGAUAAUUUCUAUAACAUGGAGGCUUUCUAUGCUGGCUCUGUCGAAGUUCUAGUAGGUGCAGACAAUCGACGGGACUAUAGACGAACUGGCACAAGGCGGACGAUGGUAACUGCUAUCAAAUGCGUCUGUGCAAGCGAGUUCUGCUUUGAGAACAAUAUUAUCAAAUUUUUCGGGUCGUUGAAAACCGCAUAUCGAACCGAGGUUGAGCGCCAUUAUCGUAGGGGCCCUACGAAUGCCAACAAAGAGCACUUCACAGAGAUAUACCUAUUUCUAUUCAAUCCUUCACGAGUUACUCGUGGCAUCGGAAAGCCAGACGCCUCACAAGCUACUAGUACACCCUUCGAAGCUGGAACGCAACAUGGAGCAAUCCAGACACCAGUAACACCUGUGGCUCCGGUAACACCAGUGCCAUCGGAAGAUGUCAUGAAUCUGUUCAGACUUAUGCAGGAGAAUUGCCAUAGUGACGACAUACCCUUGAUCAGAAUUACAUUAGUCUUCUGA
This is a messenger RNA of Aaosphaeria arxii CBS 175.79, 528 nucleotides long. RefSeq lists its product as uncharacterized. The transcript has 4 exons. The record is from RefSeq and is a predicted model, not a curated record. Bases 1 to 528 code for a protein of 175 amino acids. Lineage: Eukaryota; Fungi; Ascomycota; Dothideomycetes; Pleosporales.